This is a messenger RNA of Halichondria panicea, 4244 nucleotides long. RefSeq lists its product as uncharacterized. Lineage: Eukaryota; Metazoa; Porifera; Demospongiae; Suberitida; Halichondriidae. The coding region runs from base 807 to 3512 and encodes 901 amino acids. Gene Ontology annotation, molecular function: protein binding. The transcript has 5 exons. The record is from RefSeq and is a predicted model, not a curated record.
GAGGCUAGCCCCAAACUAGCCUCGGUCCCAGGCCGAUUUUUUUUUAAUAGAACGAAAUUGAAAAAUACGGCCUGGUAUUGAUUGUAUCUGGGCGUGGCAGGAACCGGAAACCAAAGCAGAGUCUUUACACUUUGUUUCCUGUCAUAUUUCACCGUAUAAGUUUAAUACCGUAAUUUAGCUCCGUGUAUGCUCUGAAGUAACUGAAAUCUAGCCAUAGAUUAUCUAGCUAGCUAGCUACUGCAAGUUUAAGUUGUUCAGAUUAACGUAUACAUUGUCUGCUUCACAAGAAGGCCCCACUCUCAUUGCAGAACAGGCCCAGCUCUUGUCAGAAGGAAGAAACGUCUUUGCCAUGGUUUUCAACAUGGUAUGGCAAGUCUCUUGCUUUCACUCACUGCCCUUUGUGAUGGACUACAAACUAGUAAGUAGGACCAACACUGCCGGCCCAUAUAUAUCAUGUAGAUAGGUGUGUUGUUCUUGCAAAUCUCUCUGCUUCUUGUUUUUUGGUUCCUAACCACGCCCAGAUACAAUCAACACCAGGCCUAGCUAGAAACAACUCGGGCUGGAAUCGAGGCUAGCCCCAAACAUGCUCUGCAUGCGCCUAGUAGUAUGAUAUUCAUUGAUUUGUGACAUCACAAAUCAUCUUGUUGUUAUUUGCUACAUCCAAAGGUCAUGUGAUGUGCAUCUACCCAAUUGGUUGGUCAAAUAGUGUCCAGGGGCGUGGCAAUUGAGCUUACUACGUAGCCAAAUCGUAAAAAGAUGAAAAUUGACAAGACUGGCCACUGCAAUUAAUUAACAACAUUGUCAACAUGAGUAUCAUGUUUGGUGUGACUGACAGGACUGCUCAAGGUAGUCCUCGUUGGAAGCUGGUGAGAGCAUGCAGGGAAGGUGAUCUGGACAUGGUGAAACAACUGUGUGAAAAGGACUACCCAUUUGAAGGAUCAGAGCCAAAUGUUCCUCUGCAUGAAGCUUGUUGGAGUGGGCAUUUGAAUAUUGUGAAGUACCUGGUUGAAAGGAAGCAAUGUAAUGUUUACAACCAGUUUGGAGGAAGCUCAAGGGGAGGAUGGACAGUUGUUCAUUCAGCUUGUGCGUAUGAUCAAUUACAUAUUGUGAGGUAUUUUAUUGAGGAACGAAGCUGUAAUGUGAACAUGACCAAUGAUUGCGGGUGGACCCUACUACACACCAGCUCCUGGGGUGGAAGUGUGAAGGCCGUGAAGUACCUCAUUGAAGAGAAAAAUUGUAUUGUUGGUUGUACUGACAAUAACGGAUAUACCCCACUACAUUGGGUGUGUUGGUCAAUGGAUAUGGAUACAGAUCGAAAACUUGAAGUAAUGAAAUACCUUUUAAAGUUACCUGAAUGUGACCCAACACAAAGAGAUAACCUUGGAAUGACUGCUCUUCAAUUCCUAUCAACGUGCACUGACAUUGGUGCAAACAAAAACCUGGCUAUACAGUUGCUACUUAAUCACAAUGCCACACUACCAGAUGAAUCCUGGGAAACGUCAGUGAAUCAACAACCUCCUGAAGCAUACACCAAAUUGUUUCUAAUGGGCUUUCCAGGAACAGGGAAGAGUACACUUGCUAAAUCGAUCAAAACUGACGUUGAAGAUGAUGUGAAAAGCCUCGCUCAUCAAUUCAAGAAAGUUUGUGAUGUUAGUAAAAAUACAAGUGGCAUUGUUCCAAGCGACAUUGAGAGCAAGAGGUUUGGUUUGAUGACAAUCUAUGAUCUCGCAGGUCAUAGUGAGUUCUAUGCCAGUCACGAUUUCGCCUUGAGAAGCAUUUUAGCAGGGUCUCCUUCCUCCAUCAUACUUCUAGUCGCUGAUAUAAGCACUAAGCAGGAUUCUCUUCGUAAAGCUAUCUUACAUUGGUGCAAUUUUGCUUCUAAUCUUUUUGACUGUCAAUCAAAUGACAAACCGUUUCUAUUUAUCAUCGGUAGUUACGCUGAUAAAGUGUCUGUGAAAGAUAUUGAGUCCUGUAAAGUUAUAAUUGAGAGUCUCACAUCCAGAAGAUUAUUCUCAACAUUUCAGCUGCAUUCUUUUAUUGCUCUCGAUUGUCGAUACCCUCUGUCAGCAGAUAUGACCCAGCUGCGCUCUCAUAUAGCAGACUGUUGCCAGAGCAUAAAACAACAGCAAGAAAUUAAUAUUCAGCAGCAUUGCUUUCUUGUUGGAAUUAUAAGUGAAUUUGGUCAUAGAGAUGCCUUCACCAUUGCUGAAUUAUUCACCCAUGCUGAACAAUCAUCUAUCACUUCAUAUUUCUGCAAAUUUAUCUGUGAAUUAGAGCAUAACACCAUUGUGAAAAUGUGUAUCAAGCUCAACAUGCGAGGAAACAUUCUUUUUCUUCGAAACCAGUGCAGUUCAAUCGAUAGUUGGAUAGUGCUCAAAAAAGAUGUUUUAUUAAAACGAAUUUGUGGAUCAAUUUUUGCUCCUGAUUCAUUUGAGGACCAUAAACCUUUGGCUUCUGACACUGGCAUUGUUCCUGCUUUCAAACUUGCUGAGGAGUUUCCUGAUGUUGACACCAAGUUGAUUAUCUCUAUCAUGUCUCAUUUUCAGUUUUGCCAUGAAGUUACUGACCCUGAGAUCCUUGAUCAGCUCUCGGUUGUAUCCUCUGCUAGUACCAAAUACCUUUUCUUUCCAAGCUUAGUCACUGUCACAAUACCUCAAGGAAUUUGGGAUCCUCAAAGCCAAUUUUCACAUCAAUCUGUGUGGAUUAUGAAAUGUCGAAAUGAUGAGCAAUUUUUCAUAUCGAAUUUUAUGCACGUGACAAUCCAUUGUCUUGCAUUCUCAUUUGCGAUGGCCCCAAGUUCUUCCUCGUUUGCAAAAUUAUCAAUUCAGAGAAGAUGUAAAGUAUGGAAAAACGGUAUCUUUUGGCGAUCUUUGUGUGGUAUUGACAUCAUUGUUGAAGUUGACAGCAAAAGCAUAGCUUUGUAUAUUCGAGCAAGAAAAGAUUGUGAGCUAGAUGCAGUUAAAUUGCGAUCUCAGUUAAUUUCGAGAAUUCUGACCACAAAAUCUGAAUAUUGCAAGGAGGUGGAAGUCAAUGAGUUUUUCGUGAAACCUGAUUGCAUUACUUUCCCCUUGGGUAAUGAUGAUAUUUUUGUCAAUUUGUUAGAAAUUGCACGUUCAAUCUCUACGUGUAAACCUUUUGCAUUUGAUGUAGCUGAUAUGCUUGUUGAAAUUCAAGCCCUUCUUCACUUCGAGCCUUUCUUUGACCUAGGAGAGAGUGUUCUCUGUGAGUUAUUUAACCAAGAUGCCGCUGUGGCUAUAACCAACGAAUUCCUUUUAAAACUCGCUGAAAAGUCCCACCGCAAAAUGAAUGUUUUUGUCAAGGUUUUAGACAUAUCAGAUUAUGCACUGGCAAUAGCUCUCGAAGGUGCUCGACCCUCUAAUGUGGACAAAUUUUAUCGUGUACUUAAGUAUUGGCAGAGUCGACAUCCUACUUACAGUGAAUUGCGCGCCACACUUGCUGAGUAUAGUAUAUUUGUUGGACGCAACCCAUUAGACUGUCAUAAGUUGGACUGAACAUAAUCAUUUUUUUGUACAGUACUAUAAAUUAUAGCCUCGUCCUCUAAUGGAAAAAUCGGCCUGGGGACGAGGCUAGAUCUAGAACAGUAAAUGCAUUGCUUUUUUGCUCUUGAACUAUUUUAUACACUACAGUCUACACAUGCAUUGUAAUUUUGUAUGUCAGUCAUUGUAGAACAACAUUUUUUAUAGACAAUUUCAUGUUCAACAGUAUACAUGUAAUUAUUGAAAUGUACUUAAGAAUUUUGUGUAGUGUUUAUAAAAAAAAAUUAAGUCUGUUAUCUCCGUAAACUCACCAGUCGAGUCGUUUCACAUAAAAAUUAAACAAUUUAAGGACAAAAAAACUUCAUUGUUUCUUGGGCAGUGUUUUUGUGAUAAUAGGUUUAGGUCUAUUCUUAAAUAUGAUCUUUCGGGUAACCAUAGCUACAACUAUGUACUCAGUACUUCGUAACUCUAACCGUUUAGAAUCAGUUUGUUCCCAGUCCAUCGAGUCUGAUUCCAAUUCUGCGGAAUGCUUUUUCAAUACUGCAAAUGGUUUGUCCAGUUUCUCGACCUUCCCAGUUAAAAGGUGGUGUCCAACUAUCAUCUGCGGUGUCCCCUUAUUGUCGAAGUACAGGUCUCCAAUGUGCAUGUUGUCAAAUGACAUCUGGUCCCUAGUUUCCAGCUCUCCCUGGAGCUCAAUCAUGCCCCACUCGUUCACACCAUCAGGAGAAAACUCGAUGAAGAGUUGAA